ACUGCUAGCUUUGAUCUACACAACAUACAUGCUUCUGGUGCUAAGCCACAAUAGUAAAAUGUACCAAUUUAUUAGCAUGUAAUCUUUUCAUGGUCACUGUUAAGCAUGGAAGAAUUUAGAAUAGUUCCCUUGUCACCCUGAAGUCUUUGCAUAAACUGUGUGGUUGUAUUAGUAAUAAUGCUAUUUUUAUUUCUGUAUGGAUACCUUGUAUAGCUUUGUUUUCGGUUAUAUUGCCAUUUACACAUAAAAUACUUAUAUAGGCGAAUUUCGAGUUUCAAUGCAGAAUGCCUACAUCCUACUGUGUGAUUAAUAAUGAUGGUAAAUAGUCCCUGAAAUAGUAGCAGUGCAAAAUCUGAUCUUUUAAUCUCUCUUGGCCACAAUUAAAAGGGACUAUAUAGAACAUCUGAAAAAUCCUUUUUGCAUAAAAACAUAUGACUUUGCUAUAAAAAAUUAUGACUGGAAAACACUGACCCAUUAAUAGCCUGCGGACUGAUUUAUACCUUAUUGUUCUGCUGCACAGUCACAUGACCACAGCAGCCAAUAGAAAGGCAGGCUGCCUUCAACUUAUUAGGUGACUGUACUUCUUUGUGGGACCAAGUUGUUACAUGAAAUCUGCAGUUUCAUAAUUUCAGGAGGUCCUGCUCUGUUGAAUAGCAAUGUCGACUUCUGGGACUCUGAGCAAUUAUUAUGUGGAUUCUUUCAUAAUUCACGAGGGUGAAGAUCUGGUGCAGUCUAGAUAUGCAUCUGGCUCUCUAGCUCAGCCUCCAAGACAGACAACAUUGGGGGAGCACCCUGAAUUUACUCCAUGCAGCUUUCAAUCUAAAACUUCAGUCUUUAGCAGCCCCUGGAAUUCAGUGCACCCACAGACUGCUAAUAAUGUUUCAAGUGUAUACCAUCCGUAUGUACAUCAUCAAACACCGAUAACAGCUUCUGAUGGCAGGUACAUGCGUUCCUGGCUGGAGCCCAUGCCUGGAUCAUUGUCAUUCCCUGGCUUACCUUCAAACAGACAUUAUGGUAUUAAACCAGAGCCGCUCUCGAGCAGAAGGGGUGACUGCACCACCUUUGAUACCCACACUCUGUCUUUGUCUGAUUACACAUGUGGCUCUCCUAUUGACAGAGAAAAGCAAAAUAACGAGGUUGCAUUUUCCAGCAGCAACGGGGAACCUCUGGCAAACGCAGAGAAGCCUCCUAUUGACCCAAACAACCCGGCUGCUAACUGGCUACAUGCAAGAUCUACAAGGAAAAAGCGUUGUCCUUACACCAAACACCAGACACUGGAGCUGGAAAAAGAGUUUUUAUUUAAUAUGUAUCUGACAAGGGACAGGAGGUAUGAAGUGGCCAGAUUACUAAACCUUACCGAGAGACAAGUUAAAAUUUGGUUUCAAAACAGAAGAAUGAAAAUGAAAAAAAUUAACAAAGAUCGAUCCAAGGAUGAGUGAUUCUGAAAAAAAAGGAUAUUGCAGAGUCUCAGACAAGCAAUGCUACAGUAUCAAGGCCUCUUUUUAUCCCUGACACAAUCUUUAUUAUUGUAACAAAACCCAGUAGCACCAUAUUCUUGGUUUGCCUGUACUAUCAAAGAGGUACUGUACUACUUCAAUUCUUAAACAAAUAAAAGGAAAUGGGGCAUUAGAGGUGGGCUGGCAUAGAAAUCUACCUGUUCUUCUUUACAAAACUACCUUUUUUCAUUGUGCACAAACAUUUACUGACUAUAGAGUCUAGCUGAGAUGUAGUUAAUAUAAUUUGCUCUAUGUGAGGCAGAGAUAUCUGCUGAUAUACUUGAAUAAUAUGUAUUGUUGUAGUAAUUAUAUUUGUAACUAGGUUUGUGUGCUUGGUGCUGUACAAGUUAUGAUUGUUUAAGCUAGUACUGAAUUGAUCUCAGGUUGUUUAAUAGGAGAGAAUAGAGUUAGACUGCAAUCCUGUAAUGUUAAUGGUUGUUUCCAUAUACUGCUGUUGAGACUAGUGACCAGUUAAAGUAUUAAAUGUUAACCCAGAUUGUAUGGCAAUUAAAGGUUUCAGGAAAUUACAAUUGAUUACUUCAGAAUGCAGGAUAUGGUAUUCAAUGAAUGUCAGUUGUAUAGGCGACAAACAAAAAUAUGCGAAACAAUACACUUAGCAAAGUGUUUUGCACCAGUGAGCAAAUGGCAGUCUGGUCCUACCGAAAUAUAUAUUGAGUGAAAGGGUCGUUCAACUACCUAAAGUUUCUGUUAUGUCCUACUUAAAUAAAAUAACGUUCAUUGUAUUGACGUUAAAUUUAUUAAGAAUAAAUUAUUAACAAUAAAAGUAUUGGUUGAUAGUAUAUUUCUAUCUCUUUUAACAGUAAAAAUAAAAUAAUUUAUGCAGAACAUACUCUUUAUAUUUUGCAAUAGUUACCUCAUGGCCUGUUGACCAAACUGUUGAGUUAGAUUUCUAUUUAUGUUUUUUUGUUGUCUUUUUUUUUUUUUUUACAAAUAAAAU
Messenger RNA from Spea bombifrons (plains spadefoot toad), 2454 nucleotides. It is a transcript of the gene HOXA9, whose product is annotated as homeobox A9. The transcript has 2 exons. Gene Ontology annotation, cellular component: nucleus. Gene Ontology annotation, biological process: DNA-templated transcription; proximal/distal pattern formation; anterior/posterior pattern specification. Lineage: Eukaryota; Metazoa; Chordata; Amphibia; Anura; Pelobatidae. Gene Ontology annotation, molecular function: RNA polymerase II cis-regulatory region sequence-specific DNA binding; DNA-binding transcription factor activity, RNA polymerase II-specific. The record is from RefSeq and is a predicted model, not a curated record. Bases 657 to 1439 code for a protein of 260 amino acids.